AUGGUUUCACUGCUCCUGAAUGAAACGCAGUGUCGUGGUAGUGCGUAUAUCUUUAGAGCAAGUACUCGAGGCACGAGACAAAGGCGUCGCCGCUUCCGUAUCAGUCCGCAUACCCGCACGCGCAGCCGUGCAAUGGAAUGCUGGCUCUGCGUAAUCUUACGUGUGUCAAGCCACGACGCGAAGUAUCCGAGACCUUCGCGUCUUGAAGCAUUGCAACGUCAAAUUUUGAAUAGUAGACCGACGGACUCACCAGGACUGUUACGAGAACUCGGUGAAGUCGAAGUGAUCACCUCACGAUAG
This is a messenger RNA of Plasmopara halstedii, 300 nucleotides long. RefSeq lists its product as uncharacterized. Bases 1 to 300 code for a protein of 99 amino acids. NCBI's taxonomy places the organism in Eukaryota, Oomycota, Peronosporomycetes, Peronosporales, Peronosporaceae. The transcript has a single exon. The record is from RefSeq and is a predicted model, not a curated record.